GGCAUCAAUACAGAAAAGUCCUCUGUUUCGUGCUGGGAUCCUGCAGUUGCCUGAGUGCCAGGGAAUCAGUGCAACCGACUCAGGACAGGCAGAAUGUCUGGGGACCAAAGGAGAAGACGGGUUGGAAUUGUGGGCUAUGGACAUCUAGGCCAGUACCUGGUGAAACGGCUACAAGAUGACGGACUCCGACACGGGCUGGAGCUGGCCUUUGUUUGGAACCGGGACGCCAAGAAGCUGGUAGGGAAAGUGCCAGAGAAGCUGCAGCUGGGGAAGCUGACUGACUUCUUGGAGUGGCGGGCUGACAUCAUCAUCGAAGUGGCCCAUCCCUGCAUUGUACAAGAUCAUGGGGAGUCCUUUUUGAAAGCUGCAGAUUUCAUGGUGGGAUCGCCAACGGCCUUGGCAGAUUUAGACACCGAGCUUAAGUUGCGCAAAGCUUCAAGAGAGGCCGGGCACACCCUCUAUAUCCCCAGUGGGGCUCUAUGGGGUGGACAAGACAUCCAGAGGUUGGAUGACGGAGGGAUGCUUCAGGCAUUGACUGUUACCAUGGUGAAACACCCCAGCAGCUUCCGACUGGGUGGGCACCUGGGGGAGCUUGCGAAGGGUGCCCAGCAGGAACGCGUGGUCCUCUACGAUGGCCCCGUGCGGAGAUUGUGUCCCUUGGCUCCGAACAACGUCAACACCAUGGCAGCAGCCUGCAUGGCCGCCCCCAGCCUGGGCUUCGACGGUGUGAAAGGCUGUCUUAUAGCUGACCCCAACCUCCCCGAUUACCAUGUGGUGGAGAUCGAGGCCACUGGACAAGGCGGCUUCUCCGUCAGCACGAAGCGCAAGAACCCAGCCGCCUGUGGGGCCGUUACAGGGGCGGCCACUUUUGUGGCUUUCUGGAGCAGCCUGUUAGUGUGCCAAGGCCACGGAGGCCGAGUCUAUCUCUGCUGAGCUUUAUUGCAUCUGUUCUCUAGAGGAUUCACAGAUGAUCUCUGUGGGUGCCAGAGGUUCGGUUGCAGGGAGCUGAGAAGGCCGGGAAAGAAAAGAGACAUACCAGCUUCAAACCCUGCUCCAUGCCUUUAAUCCACCAACUGUAUAAACAUCCAUCUAUCUCUGCCUUCUUCAAUUUCCAGCAGCCUUCUUGUCUCACACCCGCCGUCCACAAGCAAUCUGAAUUCUGCAGUCCCGUGUACACUUACUUAGGAGCAACUCCCAUUUGGCCUAUUUGAGAGAUGCCCUCAAGAGUCUUUCAUAUGAUUCAAGGGUGUUUUAGAAGAACAAGGAAGGACUCUUCCAACUGCCACUCAUGGCAAUAUUGCUGCAACACUGGCGAGUUAAAAUAUCCCCUGGUGAUUGAGGAGCAGACGGAACACAUAUUAUUGUCAAUUAGAGAAAACGGAAGAGAUGUGGGGAAAGACCAAGGGAGAUAAUCCUCAACCGUUAUACUAAAUAUAUAAUUUUAAGAAUAUAUGAGUAAAGAAGCCUCUUCACCUGGCUCGUUUUCCCCCUAACCCUUUCCCCUUCCCUUUAAAAAAUACUCAUUAAUACUUCAAUUUCUCUCUCUUUUUUUACUUGGCACUGUUUAUUAUUGAUUGGAGGCUACCACCCAACUCAGGACAACUUGCAUUACAAUUCUAAACAGGCUAACAGAGGAAUAAGGCCCACUGAAUUCAAUGGCACUUACUCCUAGAGUAAAAUAUGCUUAGGUUCACACUGUUCGUUUAUUGGCAGGGUCUAGGGUAUCGUCUGAAGGCACAUGAGGACACCAUCUUGUUGAAGAUAAGCAGGUCUGGGUGUAAAUCAGUAGCUGGAUGGGUCACUAGCAGGGAACCACACUUACAGAAUCAUGGAAUCUUAUGCUGCCUUGGGUUCCAUGAUUGAAAAAUAGUGGGAUAGAACUGCAGUUAAAUAAAUAAUAUUAUUAAUAAUAAUAUGCGAUGUAACCUGAUCAUAGCCAUCAACUCCCAGAUUGAAAAAUAAGGGAUCAGCAGCGGUGUCUGGACAUGCGUAGAAGCGACUUCCGGUGGCGCUCUGCCCGAUUUCCGGUGCCCAGACAUGGCAUGUCUAACAGGUAGAUCACUGGACGUCUGCAGUAGAUCACUGGUAGAUCAUGGGCUCCCCCCAAAGAAGUUGAACAACUGUGGCUCCCCUAAAAAAAAGCUCAAGAUUUUACCUCCUCCCUGAAAAAACUCAACAACUUUGAUACGAACCCCCCCAAAAUGGGCAACUUUGACCUGAACCCAAAAAAGGGGGUAGAUCAUUGCCAGUUUUUAACGCUGUGAGUAGCAUCGUAGUCUCUUGGGAGUUUGCCACCCCUGGCUCUAAUCUUUUGGGUUGGCUUCCGUCCGCCACCUCAAUUUGGGUCAAAUUUUCCUUCUCACUAACUGCCUUCUUUGGAUGUUUUCCGUUUCUUGGUAUUAGCAUGUUUGAUUAUAACAACUGUUUUGUCUUUUGCAAAAAAUAAUCAAAGCAUAAUAAAGGUUUUAUUUGAGAACAAUGUUUUUCUAGU
Messenger RNA from Zootoca vivipara (common lizard), 2491 nucleotides. It is a transcript of the gene ASPDH, whose product is annotated as aspartate dehydrogenase domain containing. Gene Ontology annotation, biological process: NAD+ biosynthetic process. NCBI's taxonomy places the organism in Eukaryota, Metazoa, Chordata, Lepidosauria, Squamata, Lacertidae. Gene Ontology annotation, molecular function: NADP binding; L-aspartate dehydrogenase [NAD(P)+] activity. The record is from RefSeq and is a predicted model, not a curated record.